Molecule: messenger RNA, 1347 nt
Organism: Salvia splendens (bonfire salvia)
Lineage: Eukaryota; Viridiplantae; Streptophyta; Magnoliopsida; Lamiales; Lamiaceae
Product: receptor-like protein kinase ANXUR1
Exons: 3
Coding region: 1-1218 (405 amino acids)
Biological process (GO): protein phosphorylation
Molecular function (GO): ATP binding; protein kinase activity
Source: RefSeq, a predicted model, not a curated record
AUGAAAUCAUCGGCAGCCGAGAAUCUGUGCCGUCGAUUUUCACUUGAUGAACUCAACGUAGCCACCGGAGAUUUCAAGGACGAGCAUGUGAUUGGAAAGGGUGGUUUUGGUAAAGUCUACAAAGGUUUCAUUGAUAAUGACUCAAUUGCUGUGGCCAUAAAGCGUCGGCUGUCAUCGGAUCCCAGCCAAGGGCAGACGGAGUUUACGGCGGAGAUUGAAACAUUAAGUAAGUUCCGACAUCGUAAUCUAGUCUCUCUGAUUGGGUACUGUGAUGAACAGGGAGAGAUGAUUCUUGUUUAUGACUACAUGUGUAAUGGAACGCUAGCAGAUCACCUCCACAAGCUAUCCAGUAAUAGCAGCAACGACAGCUCAACUCUCUCUUGGAAUGAACGACUUAAGAUAUGUAUUGGAGCGGGACGAGGCCUGGACUAUCUUCACUCUGGUUGCUCCAUCAUACAUCGUGAUGUCAAACCUACUAACAUCCUUUUAGAUGAAAAUUUCGUUGCUAAGAUUUCGGAUUUUGGGUUGGCCAAACAUUUAGGACAUGAUAUCUCACAGAGCCAUGUCUUCACAGAUGUUAAGGGUUCGUUUGGGUAUUUCGACCCAAGUUAUUUUACCACUGGUGUACUUACAAAGGGAAGCGACACUUACGCGUUUGGGAUAAUAUUAUUGGAGGUAUUGAGUGGAAGGCCUGCGGUUGAGGGAAAGCUUGCAGAGGAUAAGGUGUGUAUGAGCGUAUGGGCUCAAGAAAAUAUACGAAAUGGAAAAGCUGACCAGAUUGUAGCUUCAAAUUUGAAAGGAUAUAUCUCGGAAGAUUGCCUCAAGACAUUUGUUGGGGUUGUUAAAAGUUGUUUGCAUCCUGAUCCGAAGAAACGACUCACGAUGACUCGUGUUGUGGCACAACUUGAGUUAGCCCUUGAACAGCAGGAGAGGAAAGGGACAGCAACACAAAUAUUACAAUUUUGGCCGUUUUGGAAUAGAGAAAUACCAUCUGGAUCAACAUCAAAGUAUCAAAUUAAGGUUGAAGUUGAUAAGCUGUCAAAAGCCAUCCCUGCUACUCCCAUUGAUGGAUCCCUUUCAUUCUAUUUGGUGAAGAAAAGGACCUUGGUGGUGAUUAUUUUAGUCCCAAUCGUAAUGAAUUCGCAGGAGUCCUGUAUAAUGGAGAGGAUGCGACAAUUGAAAGGCUCCACUACAUGCCAAAGCAUGAAUUUGAAUUAAGAGCAAAGGUUUCAAGACCAUUAUCUAACCUGAAGCAUGAGAACGUGGUCGAACUAGUUGUUUACAAUCAGCAGGUCUGGGCGUAUGAUUUUGCUCCACGAGGGUCCCUACACGACAUUCUUCAUGAAC